CACUCCGGAAGCGGGCGGUGCCGGCUGCCCAGCCGUUUCCUGCCCGGGACGCGGCGGAGCCGGAGCGGAACGGGACGGAGCGGAGGAUAGCGGAGCCAUGACUCACCAGACCGGCAUCCACGCCACCACAGAGUUAAGGGACUUCUUUGCCAAAGCCCGCAACGGUUCCGUCCGGCUCAUCAAGGUCGUCAUUGAGGAUGAACAGCUCGUGCUGGGAGCCCACAAAGAGCUGUCCCGACGCUGGGAUGCUGACUACGAUGCCUUUGUGCUGCCCUUGCUGGAUGAGCAGCAGCCCUGCUAUGUGCUGUACCGCCUGGACAGCCAGAACGCCCAGGGCUACGAGUGGCUCUUCAUCUCCUGGUCCCCAGACAGCUCCCCGGUCCGGCUGAAGAUGCUGUAUGCUGCAACCAGAGCAACAGUGAAAAAGGAGUUUGGUGGGGGACACAUAAAGGAUGAGAUGUUCGGAACAGUGAAGGAGGAUGUGUCUCUGAGUGGUUACCAAAAGCAUGUGUCCUCCUGCUCUGCCCCAGCCCCGCUGACUGCAGCUGAACAGGAACUCCAGCAGAUCCGCAUCACUGAGGACCUGCCUUCCCUGGCCUCCAGCAGAGAGAUGGACUCCUGUUCCCAGGACUCGAGCACCGAGAUGAUGGUGGGGGGCUGUUGCUGCUGCCCAUCGCUGGUAGAGGCCCCGGGCCCCGAGGAGGUGAAGACAGAGAUCAGCGUGGAGAGCAAGCACCAGACUCUGCAGGGCCUGGCCUUCCCUCUGCAGCUGGAUGCUCAGCAAGCCAUCCAGGCACUCAAGCAGAAGAAAAUCAACUACAUCCAGUUGAAGCUGGAUCUGGAGCGGGAGACCAUUGACCUGGUGCACACAAGCCCCACGGAGAUCGCUGACCUGCCCAAGAGGAUCCCCCAGGACUCAGCUCGUUACCAUUUCUUCCUGUACAAGCACUCACACGAGGGAGACUACCUGGAGUCUGUCGUCUUUAUCUACUCCAUGCCUGGGUACAAAUGCAGCAUCAAGGAGCGCAUGCUCUACUCCAGCUGCAAGAGCCGGUUGCUGGACACUGUGGAGCAGGAAUUCUGCCUGGAGAUAGCCAAGAAGAUUGAGAUUGAUGAUGGAGCCGAGCUGACAGCAGAGUUCCUCUACGAGGAGGUGCACCCCAAGCAGCAUGCCUUCAAGCAGGCCUUCGCCAAGCCCAAGGGCCCCGUGGGAAAGCGGGGACAGAAGAGGCUGAUCAAGGGGCCGGGCGAGAACGGCGAGGACAGUUAGAUCCCAGCACCGGGCGGCGAACGGACAGCAGCCCCGCGGCGCUUCCCGGCUUCCUCUCCGCUGGUCAGGGGAUCUUUCCCUCCGGCUCAGCCUUCUUCUUUUCCCUUUCUUUUUUCCUGUUUCAUUCCUUUUUUAAAGAUCAGGAUGGCUUCUUGCACCUGGGGGCAGAGCGAUGGGGAGGGUUCAGGGGGUGUUGGUGUCUCUUUUCUCUGCGUCCCGGUUGAAGCCCCAGGGCUGCCGGCAGAGGACAGGAGCAGCAGGGCCGUGCCCCCCAGCCUUGCUCCUGUCCCCCCUGGGGCAAAGCCGCUGCUGUCAAUGCCCCGGGGUGACUGAAGGACACGCGUGCCUGCAAGCUGCUCUAUGCAAAGGGAAGGGGAGGGUGUCAAGGAUUCCUGCUGGAAAAGAGAAAAUGCUUCUUUCCCUGCUCCCCUGGGCCCCAGGUUUUGCUUCUCUGUCCCACUCGUGGUGUGCAAGGACCCUCUGCCCCAGAGCUGGAGUGAUCCUGCACCCCCUGAGGGUGCGGGCAGGACCCCUCACUGUGGGGUGAGCUUUACUGGCACAAGUGUGUCUGUGGGACAGGCCAGUGGGAGGUAGAUCUCCCCUGAGUACUGAGCUCAGUCUCGCCCUGGGAAGAGGUCAUUCUACCUUUGGGCGAUGUUUGCAUCCCUUUUUGACCUCAGCCCCAUCCCUAUUUGGGAUGGGAGCUGGGGGCACCUCAAGCCCUGGUGUCUUCCCUCCACGUGCCCCAACCCCCACCAUCACCCUGGGUUUGCUGCUGGCUCUGGACUAAGGGAAGCCCCACGUCUUAAAAAUGACAUGGGCUAUCCCAAAUCCUCAUGUGGGGAAGUGUGACAGCCCUGCUUGCCCCCCCGGGGCCAUCCCUAACCACCGAGAGCCAUCAUCGGCUCGUUGCUGUGAGUUAGGCCUCAAGGGCGGGGGGUUAGGGGGAGAGCACCUUGCUGCUGGGUACUAGAGAGGGCUUGAAAGCCACUCGCCUGCCCAGGAAGAUGGAAACAGGGUGGAGGAAACCUGCCCUCUGCUUUCCUGCUGCCGUGCUGAACGUGCCGCUGUUGCCUUGACCUCGGCGGAGUGGGCGGUGUGGGGAGUGAAGCUGGGGGGAGCAGAGCACACUGUACUGAACGCUGUAUUUUCUAAAGAAUAAAGUAUUUUUAAAACAGUC
Molecule: messenger RNA, 2450 nt
Organism: Pogoniulus pusillus (Red-fronted tinkerbird)
Lineage: Eukaryota; Metazoa; Chordata; Aves; Piciformes; Lybiidae
Gene: TWF2
Product: twinfilin actin binding protein 2
Exons: 12
Coding region: 98-1270 (390 amino acids)
Biological process (GO): actin filament depolymerization; regulation of lamellipodium assembly; positive regulation of neuron projection development
Cellular component (GO): actin filament; myofibril; cytoplasm
Molecular function (GO): actin monomer binding; actin filament binding
Source: RefSeq, a predicted model, not a curated record